Molecule: messenger RNA, 1162 nt
Organism: Brachypodium distachyon (stiff brome)
Lineage: Eukaryota; Viridiplantae; Streptophyta; Magnoliopsida; Poales; Poaceae
Product: reactive oxygen species modulator 1
Exons: 2
Coding region: 261-872 (203 amino acids)
Biological process (GO): protein insertion into mitochondrial inner membrane; protein import into mitochondrial matrix
Cellular component (GO): TIM23 mitochondrial import inner membrane translocase complex
Source: RefSeq, a predicted model, not a curated record
UCAGAAGAUUAAAUGGGUAACCCAAAUUCCCCAAUUUCUUUUCUCCUUUCUCUUCCUCGCAUGCUGGCUCUCCUCCUCUCUCUCGUCUCCUCCGAAUCUCCAACGCGAACACCGGCCGCCUCCUCCAUCCUUCCUCCAGAUCCCGAGCCGCGCUGCCAUAUGCCUCCAUCCCGAUGCACGCCGCCGGCCGCCUCCAUCGUGAGCCGUGCCACCGUCCGCCUCCAACCCGACCCCUUGCUGCAGAAGUGGGAGACGACUAGAUGAGGCUCGAGGUGGAGGACAGCGCCAGGAUCUCGUCCAGCGCCUGUUGUCGCUCAAAAUUGUGCCGUCGUGCCGCCCUGUCUCCAAGGCCUCUUCCGGUACUGGAACGGCACGAUGUCCCGGGCCACAAGCGAGAGGCCGAACACGAGCAGCCUGCACGGCGCGCGGCAACGACGGAACGGAGCAGUACGAACUCCUUGGCGGUGCCGGUUCCGGGGCUGCCGUCGUCCGCCCAGGGCAAGCGGAGGGGGCGCGCCGGUGAGGAGAAGACAGCAGAAGAGUGGGUGACGAGGAGCAGCUUGACGAAGGAGAGCGUGGAGAAGACUAUGUGGAUGAUGGUCAGGACAACCAUCGUGGUGUCUGGUGUCACCGUUCCGAUCGCCGCUGCCUCUGCGAUGCCCACCUCCUCCUGCAGUCACGACGGCAGUUUGCCCAUAUUACCCAAUUAUCCAUUGGGUUUGGGUAAUUUAGGUUCCUGGGUUGCUGAAGAUCAGACACAUUGGACAAACUACAAUUGGCAGCGCUGCAAUAUUCGGGGUUUUCUUGGGAGCUGGGAGCUUGAUACACUGUGGAAAAAAUUAUUAGUUCACAUUCUAAGUUUUAGACACUAGAUCUGGUUUUUCGUACUCAAGGGAUCUUCUGAAGUAAAAAUCUGUUUGAUGUUUAAAGAACAGAUGUCUACUGGUACUAUUUACUCAAGUCUAGAAUCUUUGGUGUGCUUGCCAUACUUCUGGCAUGGAAAUAAAAUAUAUGCUCAUCUGUAUGAAAAUGUAGGUGGUGAAAGCAGCACCGUGAAAAACUAGUCUGUUGUAAGCUUUACUCCUUUAAGUUGUAUCAAGACAACCUUUUUUUGUGACAUCAAAUAGAAAGAGGGCCAGCUGAUGCUUUCUUGAUGAGGUAA